Orussus abietinus is the source of this 1954-nucleotide messenger RNA. Its product is annotated as elongation factor Tu, mitochondrial. Gene Ontology annotation, cellular component: mitochondrion. Lineage: Eukaryota; Metazoa; Arthropoda; Insecta; Hymenoptera; Orussidae. Gene Ontology annotation, molecular function: GTP binding; translation elongation factor activity; GTPase activity. Gene Ontology annotation, biological process: mitochondrial translational elongation. The transcript has 6 exons. The coding region runs from base 136 to 1542 and encodes 468 amino acids. The record is from RefSeq and is a predicted model, not a curated record.
UCAUCUUCUCUGUAGUAUUUUUAAUCGUUUCUAUUAAAGAGUUCAAGAAUCGCGAUUUGAAUAACCCCGGAAAAGUGGCACGGCGACCGGUCUUUUCGAGAACUGCAGGGCUAACCAAAGUUUCUUGGUAAAGUCAUGGCGUUGGUCUCAGCUCGAGCGAUUUUCAGCCCCGCUCUGCGGCAUGCUGUUAAGCAGAUCAUUUUUGGCAGGCAGCUUGCCAAAUCAAGGCAAAGUCAUCUUAACUAUCGGCUCUUUUUGCCUUCUGUGACCCCCCAACGAUUCUAUGCAGAGAAAAAAAUAUUCUCUCGAGAUAAACCUCAUUGUAACAUAGGGACUAUCGGUCACGUAGAUCAUGGAAAAACGACACUCACUGCUGCAAUUACAAAAGUUCUUGCCGACAAGAAGCUUGCAACAGCAAAAGGUUACAGCGAAAUUGACAAUGCACCCGAGGAGAAAGCUAGAGGGAUUACCAUCAAUGUUGCACAUAUAGAAUAUCAGACGGAAAGUCGUCAUUAUGGUCACGUAGAUUGCCCUGGUCAUGCAGAUUAUAUUAAAAAUAUGAUUACGGGAACAUCAGCUAUGGAUGGAGCUAUUUUGGUAGUUGCUGCUACCGAUGGGAGCAUGCCACAAACUAGGGAGCAUUUGUUGCUCGCAAAACAAAUUGGAGUUGAGCACAUUGUAGUCUUUAUCAACAAGAUUGAUGCAGCUGAUACUGAAAUGGUAGAAUUGGUAGAGAUGGAAAUAAAAGAACUAUUGGGUGAAAUGGGAUUUGAUGCAGAAAACAUCCCUGUCGUAAAAGGCAGUGCACUGAGCGCACUGCAGGGUAAAGACCCUGAAAUUGGCAGUAAAGCCGUUUUCGAGCUCUUGGAUGCUGUUGACAAGUAUAUUCCAACUCCUGUUCGAGAUCUGGAUAAGCCUUUUUUACUGCCAGUUGAGAGCGUGUACUCAAUCCCUGGCCGAGGAACCGUUGUCACUGGAAAGUUAGAGCGUGGUACUUUGAAGAAGGGUACCGACUGCGAAUUCAUAGGAUUUAAUAAACAGUUUAAGAGCACUGUCACUGGUGUUGAAAUGUUCCACCAAGUUUUGGAAGAAGCACAGGCUGGUGACCAACUCGGAGCCUUGGUUCGAGGGCUGAAACGAGACGACAUCAGGCGAGGUAUGAUCAUGUGCAAACCUGGAAGUGUCAAGGCCUAUGAUCACGUUGAUGCUCAGACCUACGUACUCAGUGCCGAGGAAGGUGGCAGGAAAAAGCCUUUUUCGAAUUACAUACAGUUGCAGAUGUACAGUAAAACAUGGGAUUGUCCUGCGUCUGUUUGCAUUGUCGAUAGGGAUCUGGUCAUGCCUGGAGAAGACUGCAAGUUGAAUUUGAAGCUUUUUAAGCCGAUGGUUUGUGAGAAGGGACAGCGGUUCACAUUGAGAGACGGAAAUUGUACCCUGGGUACUGGAGUAAUUACAAAUGUCCAUCCAAGGCUCUCGAAAGAGGAGAGAGUCAGUUUGUUGGAGGGCAAGAAGAAGUUGAAAGAGGCAGUGCAACAGAACUAAAUUUAUGAAGCCCGUUUAAUAUUCCUUUCGAAAUUAGGAACCAUCUGCAGAACGUCAAAGAUGACUUGUACUAUGGGAAAGCAAAGAUAUUCUGGUUGUUCUGGUGGCUUUUGAUCACUGAAAUCAGAUUUCUAUUCCUCGACAUCUUCAAGUUUGUUACCAGUGAUUGUUAUAAUUAUCGAACUUUACAGUGACAACUUGCAUUUCCUACUUUACUUCAUUAGUAUAGUCACACUCAUGCUGGUGUUCUUAAGAAUUAAGAUUACAACCCACUUCUUAUCGUAGAUUAACUCUUGUAAUAAAAAUGUCGUUACCUUUAACCACUCACGUAUCUGCACGAAUGAUUUCCUCUACGUUUGUCGCUUUUCGUAACUUUAAAGGGAAUUAUGAAAUACAUGGAUAGUAAAACGUG